CAGCCAUAAUACACAAUGAUAUCAGUGACUCACAGAUUUUGCUGCCCAGGCAUCUUUGACAUCAGGGGCAUAACUAAUCGAAGUGGGGCCCGAUAGCAAAUCUUUGCAUUAAUACUACAAAGACAAGUUCUCCAGGGACAUGAUUUGUACAACGUCCUGCACGUGUAUGCUAGGAAUUCUAGUUUUGCAACUGGAGUGCCAUAGGCUGAAGACCAUUGAAGGGAGACAUCUUGCUCUGCCAGAAGACAUAUUGGAUCACCCUGGAGGCCAUUUUGUGUGUACACCUAUUGUGCAAGAAAGUGCUACUGAGGAUAUGACUGUUGUGGCUAAAAGCACUCAGGCAUCGGCAACAAGUGUUGAUCAAACUCCUUCUUCUAAAAGUGCCAAAAAAAGAGGAGCCACAUCAUCUAAAUCUGGGAAAGACUUGUUCAUGAAGCAAUGCCCCUACCCCAUAUUGUGGCUGUUCCUUAUGGCUGGGUAUCCCCUUCCUGCCCAUCUUAGUUCCUCACAUGAAACAUUGGGUCAUCCAAAUUCACGGCGUAGGAGUCCUCCAGAAGACAUUACUUUUAUUUCAGGAUCUGCUGAGACUCCUCCAGAGAACCUAUCAUGCUGUCCCUCACUCUCUCAGGCUUGGGCAACUUACAAAGCUGUACUGUGUUAUGUGGUGUCCUGCAGUUGCUGUCCACAGAAAGAUCCUGAAAUAUACUUCCCCUGUCCAGUAGAGAGCUCAGCUGGUCCACCUGCAAAUGGUCAUCCUGCUAGUAGCCCCCGUCCUCCCCGUGUUGCUGACAGAGGCAAAAAAACUGCCCUUGGUAAUAGUUUUAGCUACCCAGACCUUAAAUUAAUGGGUGUGCCUGUGUAUAAUAGGCAGACUGGUGCCAUAGACAUAGAACCCAUUAGAGAGCCCCCUGCUCCAUUGCAACCACCUGUGUCCCGCAGUUCUACCAAGGACUACUACUCAUUGAGGGAGUCGGAUCCAGAGUUGCCCCGGUUAAGUGGCUCCAUGUCCAGUGCUGAGAUUGAUGAACUUAUCUGGCACAAGCUAACAGAGUUGUUUAGCCUCCAUCAGAUUGAUGAACUGGCACGAUGCACCUCUGAGACAGUUUUUCUAGAAAAGAGCAGCAAAAUUACUGAAUUAAUCAGCAGCCUGACACAGGACUGCCAACUGGAAGAGCAAGAUGCAGAGUGUCGGCUGGUGCGGGGUAUUAUACGCAUCAGCACCCGCAAGCAACGCAAACGUGGACACCCUGGCUGUGGUGGAGAAAAAGGAAGCAGUGGGCAACAGCAUAACAGCCAUAAUGAUGGCAAAACCCCAGACAGUGGCAAUGAAAGCAUGCAGGAAUCUGUACUGACCAGCCAGGAUGCAUAUCUGGAUGUAAAGAUUUCACAUGAGACAACUGCAGAUCUCAUAGCAAGAAACAUGAGGAGAUACAGUGCACCAGGAACUACAUUCCAAAAAGAGGAUUCCUUGCCAGACACAGACUCUUCAGGCACUCCACUAUUGAAGGUUUACUGUUAACAGAAGACUGAUCCUUAUAAGACAAGCUGAUCAUCAGGUUCAAGGCAUGCUUUUGGCCAAGCAAAUAUAGAAUCAUUAUAAGACAAUUUACUUAAUACAUGUGAAUAACAAUGACUUGCCAGCCAUUCCCUGUCUAGGCUCAAGAUGGAUUCCCUGAUGAAAGUGGGUUUUUUGCUUCAAAAGGAUGGUUUUGGCCAAGUUUGCUCUCUGUAUAUGGGGUUUUUUUUUUUCAAUAGUAAAAGGCUAUGUACACUUUCUAGAUUGUCCCAAUAAAUGAAAAAGAAGCAGGGUGAUCUACAGUUUUGUUUCUACAGCUCCUAUGCAGACUAAGAAUCUUUAUUGUAUCAAGUAGCAGACACAUUGGCCAAGACAGGGGCAUAGCUGGAAACCACAGGGCCCCGAUGCAAAAACAAUAUUGUCCUGCCCCCCUUCCUGCACAACAGACAUCCCCCAGACUGUCUUUUACCACUGAUGCCCAGAAAUUGUUGGCUACUCACUGUUAGUGGAUACUCAUCCUAUACAUGAAGACAAUUAUUACAACUGUUACACACUACACCCCUGAAUUUAACCCUUCUACAAACUGUACACCUGAAUAUAGCCCUGUAACACACUAUACCCUCUGAAUAUGCCCCCACAUAGCAUGAUGCCCCAUGUUGUCCUGGAGCAGUGUAGGGGGCCUAAUGCUAUACUGGCCAGUAGGGGGGCCUAAUACAUGAUAUAUCUACACAAAAAAAAAAGGGUCCACAUACUUCUUAAAUGUUAUUUUAUUUAACACCAACAAAAUUAAAACAUGUAUAUGAAGCCUCAGCAGAAAACCACAAGUACGUACAGAGGCACACACCAUGCAUGAAAUUCAUAGAUAAUGAGGGGGAUUUAUCAGAUCCUUUGUAGAGGAAGAGUGGUGCAGUUGCCAAUGGCAACUGGUUUGCUUUGAUUAUUUUUUUUGUAAAGAGCAGUUUGGUUGCUAUGGGUAGCUUCACCAUUCUUCAUACAUUAGCUUAGUUUUGCAUUCCUUGUGGGAUAUUCUGCAUCCCAUCCUACUGACUUCCAUGGGAUUCUGCUGCACUGUUCUUAAAUAGUACAGUACUGUUACCCAAUCGCAGGCUGUUGCAAAACUACAAAUCCAAGAAUGCCCUGGCAUCCUUGGGGGUCCAGGCAUGCCGAGAGUGGAAUUUCUGCGGCAGAUGUCUUUGCUGCGGAAAUCCUGAUUCAGUCAUCUGCAAACAUAGCAAUGUCUAUUCCUUUUGCAGACUCCGCUAAAAUACUUGGAAGCACUCAGAAAUUUGCCGUCUCGUGCAUUGCCAAAUUGCAGAGUGCUUCCAAGCAUCCCCCAAUUAUUCAAAUGUGCGAAUGUCUGCAAGUGUUUUUAGUGCGGACAUUCCACACAUGUUACCUGUGAACAUGGCCUCACUGUUUUGAUUUAUCGCAGGUGACUUUGUGAAACUUUACUACACCAAUUGAUUAUGAACUAAGCACUAACUUGUAUGAAUUCUAAUGCAACAAGCUUCGGAGAUAGGAAAAGUGGUGCAGUUGCCCAUAGAAACGGAUCAGUUUGCUUCUUUCAUUUUUAAAAAGACCUCGGGGGGGAAGCUCUUGUUUCCCUCUGCACACUAUUUGAUAAAUCUACUCCAUUAUAUGAAUUUCAUGCUUGGCAUACGCCUCUGUGCUUACUUGUGGUUUUCUCCUAAUGACUCACAUGUAGGUUUUUAAUUUUAUUGUUAAUAAAAUAAACUUUUAGCGCUACAUGGACUUUUUUUGGUGUAGGUAAGUUUUGGAGUUUUUCUGCUGUAAAAUUAUGUAGAGACUGGGGGGGGGGGAUUAAUGAAACCCUGUGAAGAGGAGAGUGGUGCAGUUGCCCAUAGCAACCAAUCAGAUGAUUUCAUUCAUUUGUAUAAGGGCCUCUGAAAAAUGAAAGUGAUCUGAUUGGUUGGUAUGGGAAACUGCACCACUACACAGGUUUUGAUAAAUCUCCCCCUAGGUGCUAAUCUUUGUGCAUAUUUGGUCUAAUGGAACUUUUUGGUGGCACCUCUGCCCUUAAAGAGGCAGAUGUGGUUUAUCCCAGGGGUCUCAAUCAUCAUUGCUACUGCUGUGACAAUGAUAAUUAUACCACUGGUGUAAAGUAUACACUCUUAAGAACUGUUUUAUUUUUGCACUUUAGCCAUAACACUUUAAUUUUCCACCUACAGACACAAGGGCAUUUUGUGUGCCACCAGUUGUACUUUGUAAUGACAUCCCUCAUUUUACCAGUAAAGUUACAAUGAAACAAAAACAUGAUUUGUAGGGAAAUUUUUGCAACUUUUGGGGGGGCCUUCAGUUUCUAUGUAAUACGAUUUUCUGUAAAAAUGACACAUGAUCUUAAUUCUGUUGGUUCAUACGAUUACAAUUUUUUUAUUUUAUUUUACAUAACUUUAUGUAUGAAAACCAGUGUUUAAAAUCACUCUUCUCAGGGCUCAUUUAAUGCCGUGAUCUUUAGUUUUUUUUUUUAAGUUUUUUUUUUAAAUCAGUGCUAUUUUUGAUUUGUUAGAACUUUUAUCGCUUUUUGUUAACGAUUAACUUUAAAAUGGAUUAGUUGGUACGAUUAAUUGGUAAAAAACGCAAAAUAACAGAAAGGGUUUUACUUUAAAAAAAAGUAUGUACAGUAGGCUGUAAAGCGACACUUCUAUACAACUCCAUAGUAACAUUUGCUUACAUAAGAGUGGCUGUACAGUACUAUUCCCUAAGCACAGGCUGUUGCAGAACUACAAAUCCCAGCAUGCCCUGACAUCCUUGGAGGUCCAGGCAUGCUGAGAGUUGUAGUUUUGCAUCAGCUGGAGGUCCACAUAUUAGGGACUGCUUUACAAGCUGCAGGAGGCGGCUGCUGGGGAAAUGUUACCUAGUAUAAAGUUCCCCACACUUGUUGCAUUAGAGUCCAGAUGCAUAGAAGUAACCGGGACCAUGUUUGCAGCAGAAGAGCCUGACCAAUACUCACCGGGUCACAGUCACACAGAGCGCAAAGGCUGCUGGAGGAACCCAGGGCAGGAGCAGAGCCAACAACGCACACAGCCCCCACAUAUCGGAAACUUUGCCUGAAGACAACUUCAGUGCACGUCACCCUCUGUCCAGCUCCUGUGCACCAAGGGAUGCUGACCGCCACCAUUGGCCUGUGGUAUGCCAAGCCACCACGACCAUCAGAGCAGGUAAUCGCCAGUUUACAGCCUUCUUCACUGCACUCUGAGGCUUGUGCUGUCAACAACGAUUUGUUUUAGAUUUUAAUCAAUAACGUGGAUUAAUUGUUGGACACUUACACACUCAGCCAUACCACUUAUGUUUAAUAUUUCACUUAAAGGAAGAGGGGAUAAACUCAAACUUUUGGUAGGGAAGGAGCUAAUUCACAUUUAUUACUUUUUUUUUCAAAUUUUUUUGUCCCUAUAGGAGACCAUUCUCUGCAAUCUUUGGAUUGCACUGGACCCACCGAUAAUGGCAGACAUCAGCGAUCACGUUGAUGUCCGCCAUUAAACCUAUAGUUACCAUGAUCAAUGCCAAUCACAGUGAUGAAUACAGAGGUUCAGUGAAUGGUGUAAACUUAAAAGAAAUCUACCAAACACUAGCAUUAAAUAUAUAUAUUUUUUACAUAUCAUGUAA
Messenger RNA from Hyla sarda, 5140 nucleotides. RefSeq names its product keratinocyte differentiation factor 1 (gene KDF1). Gene Ontology annotation, biological process: keratinocyte development; regulation of epidermal cell division. Gene Ontology annotation, cellular component: cell junction. Lineage: Eukaryota; Metazoa; Chordata; Amphibia; Anura; Hylidae. The record is from RefSeq and is a predicted model, not a curated record. The coding region runs from base 140 to 1519 and encodes 459 amino acids. The transcript is spliced from 8 exons.